This is a messenger RNA of Platichthys flesus (European flounder), 2092 nucleotides long. Its product is annotated as TRIO and F-actin-binding protein-like. Bases 19 to 1893 code for a protein of 624 amino acids. The record is from RefSeq and is a predicted model, not a curated record. The transcript has 11 exons. Gene Ontology annotation, molecular function: actin filament binding. Gene Ontology annotation, biological process: positive regulation of substrate adhesion-dependent cell spreading; actin filament organization. Lineage: Eukaryota; Metazoa; Chordata; Actinopteri; Pleuronectiformes; Pleuronectidae. Gene Ontology annotation, cellular component: actin cytoskeleton.
AGACACACUCAUCUGCCAAUGACAGUUUGGCUUCCUGUAGUUUUACACUCUAACUGCUACAGAAGCUUUAAAGAGCUUGUUCUUGAUACUCUAACUGCAGAACGCUGUUCCUUGAAGGGGUGGAUGUCCAGACUGGAUGAACAGGGGAAGUGGAGGAAACACUGGUUUGUUCUGGGUCAUACUUCGCUGAGGUUCUACAGAGACUUGGAGGCUGAGGAGUUGGAUGAUCUGGAUGGAGAGAUCGACUUGACUUCCUGUGUGAACGCGUCCGAUUGUGACGUACAGAACAACUACGGACUCCAAAUACAAACAAAGAGAGCAGUGUUCACUCUCUCUGCUGUGACCUCCAGAAUACGGCGGAACUGGGUGAAGUUACUAAAGCAGGCUAUCCAGAACAACAAGCACCAAUCAGACACCGGCAGUGAGAAAGAGAACCCCAGCUCCCGGAGACCGUCGUCAUGCCAACCUCUUUCUCGCUUAACCUGCAAGGAACCUGGUUAUGAACCAACCACUUCCACUUCUACCACAGCUGCAAUCUCCCAUCAGGCCGAGUACAACCGCCGCCACCAGAGUGUAGACGGCCAUCUGCACUCAGACUUAUCUCUGGCCAGUCACAGAGGAGAAGGGGAGGGCUGGGACCGCGAGCAGGCGAAGAGAUUGGAGGAGAGGAACAGGUGGUUUGAGGAGGGGGUUCCCUUCAGUGAGAUGGGCUGCAGGUGGGAAUCCAUGGAGCUGAAGAAGGGGAGUGUGCCUGUGCCUGUUAUCGAAACCAUGGACUCAGAGGUCAACAGGAAGUGGGUAGAACUCGAAACGCUAUCAUUUAGGGACAUGAGUCCGCAGUCUCUUAUUGGAGCCCAGGCUUCUCAGUCAAGCCCCCCCCAGGCACCACAGUCUCCAGUUACCACCCAGACUCAUGAGUCGAGCCCUGAGGAGGCCGAACACUCUGUCACCGGUUCACAGGCAGAAUUAAAAAGCUCCAAGGAACCUCCCACUUCUUUAAAUGAUGUCCAAACCAUUCAAACUAAUAGAGCUGAAUCUCUUCAGAAGGAGGCUCUCUCCCUGCAAAAGCAAGUGGAGAGCAUCAAGAAAGAGCGUGCAGCCAUGGGGAUAGAGGUGGACAGCCCCUGUGGCCCUGGGGCCCCCUGUAGGGCCAGACUGGAAGCCAUGGAAAUUGCCCAUCGGAAAGCUCUGCAGGAGCUGCAGGAGAAACACAGGAUGGAGAUGAUGGAGCUGGAGCAGCAGAGAGACAAGAUGCUGCAGGAGGAGAGCGAGGCGGCUGCUAAAGCUAUGGAGGUUCUGAGAGCAGCUCACAGAGAGGAGGUGGAGAAAGCCAGGAGGUCGUCUGCAGGGGCCGCUCACGUGGACACGUCACACAGGGGCCACAUACCCCAGGCAGAAGUCUUCCACAGUGAGUUAGAUGUGCUGUCAGAACAUUACUCUCAAAAGUGCCUGGAGCUGAACCGCACUGAGCUGAGCAACAAGAGCCGAGAGACCGAGCUCGGCCACAAGGAGAGAGAGCUGGAGCAGCUUCGCAGAGAGAACCAGGAACUUAAGGCCAAACUAGCAGAGGAGAUCAGCCGCAUGCGUUACUUCAUCACAGGGCAGAGGUCAGACACGGUGUCUCUUGGCAGCGCUGAGCGCACUGCGUCAGAUGUGGAGAUGCUGCUGAGAGCAAAAGAAAACGAGGUGCAGUAUCUUAAGAAAGAAAUCAGCUGUCUGCAGAAUGAAGUGCAGUCUCUCAGCAAGGAAAAAGGAGCAGCUUAUGAGCAUUAUAAGGAGGCCUACGUAGAGCUGAGUGACACGAGGGGUCGCAGCCAGCUGGAGAUGGGCUCGCUCAACGAACACUUGAGACUGGCCAACGCUGCACUUCAGGAAGGAGCAAGACAGACCUGACCAAUGAGGACAGAUGUUUUUACUUUAUCUGGAAAAAUCCAAGCAAACGAAUCUAACGACAUCUUUAAAUCACAAUAAUGUGUGUUAUGAGUGGAUCUGGCUUAAAAGAGUCAGAAUAAGAAUUGUGGCAAAAAAAAAACUCUGAACCUGCAAUACCAUGCGUAAGACUGUAAAGAUUAAACAAGUGUUUUCCACAUGU